AUGGAGGAGGCACCCUACAAGUUCUCCACGUGCGGGAAGAGCUACAAGGAGCUGAGGUCCCACCACGUGGAGUCGAAGCUACUGGAGCGAGCUGGGAUCCCAGAGCAGCUACUGGAGAAGGUGGAGGUCUUGCUGGAAGGGCUCCAGCAGCUGGGCAGCACCGUGGUGGGUGGUGAUGGGACAGACAGCGAGAAGAAGGAGGAGUCCCAGCCCAUGGAAGAGGACAGGGUGAUGCUGGAAGGACCCAAAGAGGCGUCCCAGAACCCCAAGGUGGACGUGGACCAUGAUGUUCAACACCAGCCAGAUGAUAAGCAAGGUAGCAAAGUAGCAAGAAGACCCCGAAAAUGCUCUUUCAAAGGGACGUACGCUGAAGACCUUCAAGAAGACACAACCCAACCAAGGAAUAGCUCCAGGGGGAAGGUGUACAAGUGUGGGGACUGCAAGAAGAUCUUCACCUGGGGGAGCAGCCUGACCCGGCACCAACGGAUCCACACGGGAGAGAAGCCCUUCAAGUGCCUGGAUUGCGGGAAGAGCUUCACGCAGAGCGUGGUCCUCCUGCGUCACUGGAGGACGCACACCAAGGAGAAGCCCUUUCUCUGCACCACGUGCGGGAAACGCUUCUCCUGGCGCUCGGACCUCAUCACCCACCAACGCAUCCAUACGGGAGAGAGACCGUACGCCUGCUCGCACUGCGAGAAGUCCUUCCGGAAGAAGUCUCACCUCAUGAGGCAUCAGCAAGUCCUCCACGAUGGUGAAAAUCACACGGGAGAACGACCCUACAAGUGCCCAGAUUGCGGCAAGACCUUCAACGACUUCUCCAACCUCGUCUCCCACCAUAGGAUCCAUAAGGGAGAGAGACCGUACGAGUGCCCCGAGUGCGGGGAGUGCUUCACCCAGAACUCGAGCCUUUCCAGGCAUCGGAGGAUCCACACUGGAGAAAAACCUUUUUCCUGCUCUGAUUGUGGGAAAUCCUUUACUCAGAAGCAAAAACUCAUCUUGCACCGACGGAUCCACACCGGGGAGAUGCCGUACAGCUGUCAGCAAUGCCAGAAAACCUUUCGGACCAGCUCCCACCUCGCCACGCACCAGCAGACCCACGCGCAGGAGAGCUCCCACGCGUGCCUGGUCUGCGGGAAGUCAUUCAGCGCGGGCGCCGAGUGUCUUCGCCAUCAGAGGACCCACUUGGAGGAGGUGCCGGUGGGCCAGGGAGCUUCUCCCGGGGAUGACGUGCCACGAAAUUAG
Messenger RNA from Nipponia nippon (crested ibis), 1242 nucleotides. NCBI's taxonomy places the organism in Eukaryota, Metazoa, Chordata, Aves, Pelecaniformes, Threskiornithidae. The record is from RefSeq and is a predicted model, not a curated record.